Messenger RNA from Closterium sp. Yama58-4, 4062 nucleotides. The record is from the annotation of a GenBank genome assembly. Lineage: Eukaryota; Viridiplantae; Streptophyta; Zygnematophyceae; Desmidiales; Closteriaceae.
AUGCAGGGAAUUACAGCGUGCUCCUUCUAUCAGAAUGUGGGAAUUUGGACUUCACCCCCAACGGCACUGAACGCGCUCGAGGCACGUUCAGUCGGAUCUGCAUUGCCAGGCACUGACUCUACCGCGUACACCACUACCGAAUCGUCAGACGGAACUGAUUAUAACGAGUACCAAGACACCCCAUGCGACCACUCAGCAUAUGGUCGGUGGCUCUUCGACCCGCUAAAGGGCAUGUACACGUGGCAGCUGUACCCCUGCGCGAAACCCCUCCCGCCGCCCUCUGAUUGGCUCAGCGCGCUUCAGUCUCGGGGCAUUUACGAGAUCAACUUCGUGGGGGAUUCACAUCAACGGUUCCUGUUCAACCACCUCUUUUUCCUGCUCACAGGGGAAGCACACGUUUCCCAGUCGAAGGCUGAAGAGCAGCGGCCGUUGAAGCUCAACUUCUACUGGAUUGCCGGGAUGUACAACAUCGGGCAAUACGGAUGCAAAAAGAAGUUUCCGAAUCAGGGCGGCCCAUUCCCCACCAUCACAUCAGCAGCAGACGUCACCAUAAUCAAUGGAGGCACGUGGAUCCAUGGCUUCUGUGAUGCUCCAGAAGAUGCUUUCGGGUUCUUUCUCCCUAGUCUGGACUUCACCCGCAACAGCACGGAACGCGCCCUCGGCACGGUGGCGGAAUGGAACCUCACGGUGUUCCCAAGCGUUGCCACCGUUCCUUCAUCCUCAGCUUUUAUCCCAUUCGCCGAUUCAAGCACAUCCAACGAUUCAAGCAGAAUCGAAUCCCCCGGCAAAACUGACAAUAACGAGUACCAGGACACCCCAUGCGACCACUCAGCAUACGCUCGGUGGCUCUUCGACCCACUAAAGGGCAAGUACACGUGGCAGCUGUACCCCUGCACACAGCCACUCCCGCCGCCCUCUGAAUGGAUCAGCGCGCUUCAAUCUCGGGGCAUCUACGAAAUCAACAUCGUGGGCGAUUCACAUCAACGCAAACGAAGGCAAGCUGUGGAGCUGCGGCCGCUGAAGCUCAACUUCUACUGGAUUAAUGGGAUCUACAAUGUGGGGCAACACGGAUGCAAGAAGGGCUUCCUGAAGCAAGGCCAGUGGUUUCCCAACUUGUCACCAGCAGCAGACGUCACCAUUAUCAACGCAGGCACAUGGACCCAUGCAUUCUGUGACACUCCCCUAGAUACAUUCGGACUCUUCCUCCCUAGGAAGCAACCGUUUCGAAACCCUAAGCUCCUCUCCUCCCUCCGCACCGCCUCUCACGCCGUCCUCACCGCAUCCAACCGCUCCGCGUCCACCGCGCGCCACCACCCGGCCUGGUCCCGCCUGAUGACAGCUGUCGACCUCCGAUUGGACGCCGCAACUGCCGCCCUGCUAGGCCCUUUGAUGGAUUGCUAUAGGGGAUGCCUCGCUGCUGCCGGCUGGCCGCCUCCCCUUAGGAAAGGAGGGGGAGGGGGAGGAGGAGGAGGAGGAGGAGGAGGAGGAGGAGGAGGAGGAGGAGGAGGAGGAGGAGGAGGAGGAGGAGGAGGAGGAGGAGGAGGAGGAGGAGGAGGAGGAGGAGGAGGAGGAGGAGGAGGAGGAGGAGUAGGAGGAGGAGGGGAAGAAGGAACAACAGGUGCUCCUGCUGCUGCUGCAGAUUCGGCGCUGGAUCGGCUUGCCGGACCUGGAGGCGAGGUUCGGACAGAAUUCACGAGCCUGUUCCUGGCGCUGUGCUCCCUGCAGCACGCGCAGAAGGUGAGGCGAGAAGCAGAGAAGGUACGGGUUCGAAGCGAAAGCGAGGUAGCUUAUAUGGAGGAUGAAGAGGAGUCAGAGGAGGACAAGGAGGAGGAGGAGGCAGACCUAGGGAAUAUCCAGAACCUUGGGAAUAUCCAAGUAGACGAGCCGUUGCUAUGGGGGAUGGAGGAGCUGGUCCAGCCAAUAGCGUCGCAGGCCCGGCCUCCUUUCGACCAAUGGGGAGCGAGCGGGCGGACGGAGUGGGCCUUUGCGCUGACCCUCCGUGUGGCGUUGACUGGCGUUGACUCGUUUGACCUGGCGCUACAGCCGCUGGUGGACGAGGAAGGGCUUACAGGGGUGGAUCCCACAGUGGGAGUUUUCGCGGAGCGACCUGAUUGGCUGCUGCUCUGGAUCCAAUUGGAGGGCGCCAGCGCACGCAGGAGCGUGCUAGCUGUCAUGGGCAGGGAUGCUUCGUGGAAGGUUCCUCGGGAUGGGGAGGAUGAGGCAAGCAUGGGUUUGCAAGAUUUGUCUGCUUCUGGCCUUCUGUUGACUGCAGCUGACCGCCCUGCAGCAGCGGAAACAGCAGGAAAGGGAGUUGUUGAGUUUCGACCGCCGCCCGUUGCUCUUCGGCUGAUUGAGAUUCUCCGGGCGGCAGUUUCCCGAUGCGGGCGGCUUUCCGGGACCGUAUCUGAAGGCACUGUAGCAAGCAGGACUUUAGCAGGCAGCAGUGACAAUAAUGAAGGGAGAGGCACCAGCAGUAGCAUCCCCAGCCCCAGGGCCAUCGGCCGGGGGCGGCAGCGCCUGUCUUUUGUCGAGGGCCUCUGCCGCCCGAUUCUCUCGGCGUUUUUGAAAGAGACGGAGCAGAGAGCGGAUGAGAUAGAAGCAGCAGGAGCCCUGGCGAGAGACGGGGAUUUGGAGGAUAUUGCUGGGUGUGCCAAUGCUGCCAGGUUUGUGGCUCAUGCCCUGGGGACGUGGCAGGAUGAAGGGUUUCUGGUGGAGGCAUGGGAGGAGGGGAGGAGGGAGCGGAGGGAGAGGAGGAAGGUGAGAGAGCGGAAGAGAGGAGGAGAGGAGGGCAAUGGAAGCGUUGCAGGUGAGCGGCAAAAACGAGAGGAGGAAAAUCAAUCGCAGCAGAAGCAGGAGAAGGAGAGGGAGCAAGGUGACGAGGCAGGAAGGCGAAACGUGGAAGGGGGGGAUCAGGAGCAAGAACAGGAGGAGGAGGCAGGAGGAGACGGAUGGGAGCUACUGGAUGCUGAAGAGAACGAAAGUGAAGGGGAGCAACAAGGCCUUGUGCCGCACCAGCAACAGCACCAGCAGCAGCAACAGCAACAGCACCACCAGCAAAAGCAACAGCGGCAGGGGGAGGGCCAACAGAAGAACCAACCGGAGCAGCAAGCAGACUCGCAGUUGCUCCGGGUCCAGAACCUACUAGACCAAUUCGAGGGCCCCGGCCCGGACCUCUUCUCCUCCGAGAUCCACCGCCUCUCCGCCCUACACUCCACGCUCGUCGCCAGGCUGGCGACAGCUGUCGCGCGCGGAUUCGUCUCCCGUGCCACCGAGUACCCACGCGCCAUUGUGCGCGUCCAGGCCCCUCCUCUCUCCCUUCCCUCUCAACCCUCUCCUCCCUCUCCUUCUGGCGAUGCACAAACUCCCUCCCUCUUCUCCUCCGCAUCCUCCUCCCUCGCCCUCUCCUCCUCUCUGGUCGAUGCUCUCAUCUUUCUCCGCCUCCGCCUGCUCUCCGCCCGCCACUCACUCGACGCGGCUCUCUUCUCCUCCUUCUGGCGCCACCUCGCUGCCUUCCUGGAUAGGUUUCUAGUGGAUAAGAUGGGUGCUGCUGGUGGGGCGGGGCUUGUGUUGGGCAGCUUGAAAUUUUCGGAGCGGGCCGGGCAGCAGUAUUCGUAUGACAUGCAGGUGGUGGUGUCGGUGUUUGAGAUCGCCACCCCCCGCCCGCUCAACUUCUUCAAAAGGACAAGAGACGCUGCCCGGCUGAUGGCCAUGACGGACAGAGACGCCAAUGGGUUACUGUUUAUGUUGUCCCUGGUCAGCGGGUCUGGGGCGCCAUCGUCUUCAUCCUCGUUAUUAUCUUCUUCAUCAAAAGCACUGGCAUUGGCCAGUGCAGCUAUAGGGGCUGCUGGAGCAGCUGCUAUUGGUGCUGGUGGUAGGGAUGUUGGUAGUGGCAACGAUUCAGGGAUUGAUACCCCAGAAGCCAAAAUCCAGCAGCAGCAGCAGGUGGAGGAGGAGGAGAGGCAACAGAGGGCAGCAGCAGCAUUGAGGCGGAGAGGGAUUCUGCAUUUACAGUCAGGGGAAGUGCAAUCUGUGCUGGAGAGACGUGCUCUCCCAAAAAGAUAG